UGUGUUUAUUCAUAAACAGCUGAUGUACACUGUGUGAACAUCAUAAUCAGAUUCUUUUGACACAGAGACAACUUACCAUCACUGAAAUGUCAAAGAGCCUUGAACUCACAUAAGGCUGAACUACCAGAAAGCACAAAUGUUCCAAAUUUUAAUCAGUUAGAGCAACACAGCUGUGAAUGAUAAUGUGCAAAGUAACAAAAUACAUGUUUCAAAGGCCAUCAUGUUGGAUUUUCCAAGAUAUAUUAAGAUUGAAAACACAGGAAAAUAAUGUAUCAUGUUCAUAUUAAUACAUACUUAAUACUUCAAAAGAUAGACUAUACUUUUUGUAUUAUUAAAGGUAAAUUUAACAACUAAACAAAGGUGAACUUUUUUUUUUUUUGGUUCACACUUAUGUAAAUAUGGCUCUCAGUGGAUUGAAGACCAAUUAUUACAUCAAAACAGCUUAUAGAGGAGAUCAGUGAUACUUUUAUACAGUAGUAGCAAAAAUACACUGUUAAAUUUAAAUGUAUUUCUUCAUAGAAGUUGACAGAAAAUACAAUACGUUUUUAAUCAGGUUCAUGAUAUAUCAAACCUGUGCACUACUACAAUGUAUGAGAUUUAAUUACAAUUACAUAUGUUUUAGAGCUACUUUGAUUAUUAAUUUGACUUUGAUAAUUAAUUAAUAAAGAACGUUAUUGACCAAUAAGUGUCACUGACCAAUGUCUGCCACUUCUCUAAAUCAUCUAAUAUAUUGCGGGGGAAAAAUACAUCACGAGGAAAAAUCACAAAGUGAAUCGGUUCUAUAAUAUACAAAGUCAAAGAAAGCGAAGGAUGAACCAAUUGGUCUCUGUGGGGCACCUGUGUUUCAGCAGCGCUGCGGGUCAUCCAGCCUGUAGGGGGCGAUAGCAGCUCGUGUUCGUCCCGUACUACGUCACUUCCACCACAACAAACGAAGGACCAGGGACUUUAACUUUCAGAAGCGUUGAGUGAAAAUUAUCAAAACGCUGUCGGAGUUUUAGGAUGAACACCGCUCUGAAGCACUGGAAGGAGGCGGCCACUCUCAUUUUAGCCGCAGGCCACAGGCUCGGCGCGGACACUUUAUCGUCAAGGACGCCGCUGACAGCCGCUGAGGGUUCACCGCAGGGCUGCAGCCACGGACGGUCACACCUGCCGCACAGGUCCUCGUUUGAUUACGAUGUUUUGCUGCUAAAACGGAGCAGUAAAAGUGGAUUCAUGCCCAACGCGUACGUGUUCCCGGGCGGUCUGGUGGACUCCUCGGACUUUUCGAGCGAGUGGCUGGACAUUUUCAAAUCUUUCAGGAACUCCCCCAAUUUUGGUUUGAGAAGCGUCAAACAACCGGCGGAGACCAGACCUCCAAUAUUCGCCACGGACCGGCUGAAACUGGGCUCCCCUAUCCCGGGAGAGGUCGCCUUCAGGAUUUGCGCUCUGAGGGAGACGUUCGAGGAGUCUGGUGUGCUGCUGGUCGUGCCCAAACCGGAAGAGAAAAGUUUGUUAAAAAGCGUAGAGGACGGAUGUGUCACAGAUAAAGCGCCACAUUGUAAAGCAGACGGGCUGCGCAGCGGUGAACUCACAAAGUGGAGGACUCUGGUGAACCAAAACCCCUCCAACUUCGUCAGGAUGUGCAGGGAACUGGAGGUGCUGCCCAACAUCUGGGCUUUGCAUGAAUGGGGCAACUGGCUGACUCCCGCGGACCGAUACGGUGUGAAGAGGUUUGACACAGCUUUCUUCAUCUGCUGCCUGCAGGAGAUCCCACAUACACUUCAAGAUGAAAAGGAAAUAGUACGUUUUCAGUGGUCCACCCCCUCAGAGGUUCUCCAGAGUUACAGGGCUCAGGAGUUCUGGAUCGCCCCUCCGCAGUUCUACGAGCUCAGCCGCAUGUGCCGCUACCCCUCGCUGAAUGACCUGCACAGCUUUUCCAGCCGACGUGCCACAGAGGGCUGCGAGCAGUGGCUGCCGGUUGUUGUCACAAGAGAUGAACACUACAUAUCGCUGCUUCCAGGUGACAAACUUUACCCGUCGGACACCUCAGGAAAGACUAAGGUGGAUACAAGCACAAUCCCUCAUCAGGAUGAUUCUGGACUGCACCGCAUACUGAUCAUGAAUCCAUACAAUACAACUCUACAGGUCACCAUCACGCCCAAGUACAACCAUCUCCUGCCAGUUGUCGAGCCUUUGUCACAUGACUUGAAAAGUCCACUUUGAGCCUCGUGAAACAAGACAAGUUUACUUUUAAUUAUAACUGAUUUUUAUUUACAACAGGAACCUGAAGUGCUCCUUGCGAUUGUGUUAGACUGUGCUGUUUUGUUUUCAGUCUUGUUUUUGUCUGUUUUACCGUAUCAUUGAUAAGUCUACAUGUGUUUCCAUGGGGGAUCCCUUGGUCUUCACCUGAACGUGACUGUUAAGGUUUGCUUGUGUAACAAAUAUGGUAUUAUUCAACAACUGUUUGGCUCCGGGAGCUCUUCAAAGACAUGGAAGAAACCUCAGAAAAAAUCAACUCAGGUGGGAGCCCUCUUCCAGGACGGACAUGCAAUAGAUUUUGUGUGUACAGAAUAGAACAACAGUGAAUUUACAGUAUGAGCAAUCAAAUGAUCUUGGAGGACACUGAGCAAAUUCCAGGUGCUUCCAACAGACAGUACCUCAACUACAUGACUUCCUCUCCACGGCGAGGACCUGGAAAGAGGACAGACUACACAAACGCACAAAAGACAAAAUCAGAGAGAGAGAGACAAGAACACAGGAGAGAGAGGGACAAGGAGUGAGGCUGGGGCAAUGGACAAAAAGCCAGAUCCAAAACAUCUGGAAUGAUGCACCAAUAGCCAGAGGAGCGGAGAGAGAGAGAGAAAGAGAGAGAGAGAGGUCCCAGGAAGGCAGAUGGUCAGCCCAGAGAGCCUGAGUGAAAAGAGAGGACAGGGAGGAGAAUAAAGGGAGGGAGUAGUAGAGAUACAGCCUGGAUGUUCAGGUUCACUCAGAAUUUGUUUCAGUGUAAGCUGCUGGAUUUUGUUUGAUCAAAGGAGCUCAGAUGUAACGGUUAAAUCUGACUUUGUUGAAACUGUUUACUGUGUCUGAGGUUGUUGUCAGGGGCCCCAACCUCUGGACCUCUCAUGUUGUGAAAUGUCAUGUAAUACAGUAAAUAUUAAAUACUUUUCAAGCCAGA
This is a messenger RNA of Lates calcarifer (barramundi perch), 3154 nucleotides long. RefSeq names its product nudix (nucleoside diphosphate linked moiety X)-type motif 19 (gene nudt19). The coding region runs from base 1000 to 2202 and encodes 400 amino acids. Lineage: Eukaryota; Metazoa; Chordata; Actinopteri; Centropomidae. The transcript has 3 exons. The record is from RefSeq and is a predicted model, not a curated record. Gene Ontology annotation, molecular function: hydrolase activity, acting on acid anhydrides, in phosphorus-containing anhydrides. Gene Ontology annotation, cellular component: mitochondrion.